AUGUUGAGCGACCCCCGAAAUGCAAAUUACGCUUCAACAUUUCAAAUUCCUUCUUCAGCAUUUUUCAAUCAAGUAUUGAUUGUAAAUGAGGUAAGUGUAGGAGUUAUUUUUUCAAACAUUUCCGCUAUUUACAGGUAUCGUGAAGAGUUGGCUACAGCAGAGAUGAUUGGAAUAGAUGGUACAUACAAGACAGUUCCACAAGUGCCGGGGGACUUGCGAUGUUUUCUGACAUUUCGAGUACUCUACAAAAGUGUAGCAUUUCCAAUGGUUUAUUUUUAUUCUAGACAAAAGAGAAGGAAGACAUACUCAGCAUUAUUCACAGUCAUCCGCAAUAUUCUACCACUGAAUUGUGAUAGAAUCCGUUUUGUUACUGAUUAUGAGCGUGCUCUUAUGAAUGCUAUCCAGCGAAUAUUUUCAAACAGCGAAUUGCUAUGCUGCUGGUUCCAUUUUUCACAGUCAGUUGUUAGAUAUUGUUACCGAAAAGUUAAUGGUGUCUUGAAUUUGGUUAAGAGGCACGAAGUGACAGCUCGUAUUUUCAUUAUGGUAAAUUUUACAUUGCCUCAUCUACCUGCUGAAAGGGGUAAUCCUGGGUGCCCUAAUUUUUAUAUGAUGGAUGGUUAUCGUGUAAUUGUAGAGUACAUCUUACAAUUUCCCGACAUCAGUGAGGUGAUGAGUCGUUUCCUGAGGGACUACAUAUUGGAUUAUUGGUUUCUGUAA
Molecule: messenger RNA, 717 nt
Organism: Metopolophium dirhodum (rose-grain aphid)
Lineage: Eukaryota; Metazoa; Arthropoda; Insecta; Hemiptera; Aphididae
Exons: 6
Coding region: 1-717 (238 amino acids)
Source: RefSeq, a predicted model, not a curated record